CGCUGCCCGGGAUGUUGCCCUCUUCUACUUCUACCAUUUAAGCCAGCUCGUUUGGAAAAGACUCCGGCGGCUCAUGACUUACAGGCGGCCUGGCGCAGCCGUCGUGAGAGGGUAACUGACUUCCAACCGGAGUCCUGCGGGAAGAGGCUGGGUCAAUCACAGCCUGGAGCCUCAGUUUCCCUAGCCGUAAAGCCGGCCGGUAACUCAGCGUAAGAGAUCAGGAAUGUUGAUUGAGCAAUCAAACGGCUGGGCACGAACACGGGGCCCCGAGGCACACUCCUGCGACGGAGGCCGGCGUCCGGAGGCCCCUCCUGGCAUCCGGCGGGGAGUCCCGAACCCGGCACCCGCCGCGGUCUCGGCCCUCCCGUCGGGGGCCCCCACGCCCCGCCGAGGUUGGCCCCUGCCUGGCGCAGAGAGGCGUGGCCGGCCCUCGAGCCCGCGGCGGCGGCCAUGGCCUCGGUGGUGGAAUACAAGGGCCUGAAGGCCGGCUACCACUGCGGCUACUGCGCGUCCAGGGAGGGCAAGACGUCGUGUGGCAUGUGGGCACACUCUUUGACAGUACAGGAUUAUCAGGAUCUCAUAGACCGAGGAUGGAGAAGAAGUGGGAAAUAUCUGUAUAAACCUGUCAUGAAUAAAACAUGCUGUCCUCAGUACACAAUAAGGUGUCGCCCUUUACAGUUUCAACCAUCAAAAUCUCACAAGAAAGUUUUGAAAAAAAUGCUGAAGUUUCUGGCUAAAGGGGAAAUUUCGAAAGGCAGUUGUGAGGAUGAACCCAUGGAUUCUACAACGGAGGAUGCUGUUGCUGGUGACUUUGCAUUAGUAAACAAGUUGGAUAUAAAGUGUGAUCUUAAAACACUCAGCAGUGACCUCAAAGGAGGCAUAGAGAGUGAAGAGAAAAAGAAGGAAAAUAGUUUAAAGAAGGAAGGAUCUAAGGAAUUAAUUCAUCCACAAGCUAUAGAGGAGAAGUUGGGUUCUGGUGAACCAUCGCAUUCAAUCAAAGUUCAUAUUGGUCCUAAGCCAGGUAAAGGGGCUGAUUUGAGUAAGCCUCCGUGCAGAAAAGCAAAAGAAAUGCGGAAAGAAAGGAAAAGGUUAAAACUCAUGCAGCAAAACUCAGCUGGAGCCUUUGAGGGUUUCCAGGCUCAAGGUCAGCCAGCAUCUUUGUUACCAAAGGCUAAAUCCAAUCAGCCCAAGUCACUUGAAGAUUUAAUUUUUGAAUCUUUACCAGAGAAUGCGUCACACAAGUUAGAGGUGAGGGUGGUGAGAUCUUCUCCACCAAGUCCUCAGUUCACAGCCACAUUUCAGGAGUCUUACCAGGUCUAUAAGCGUUACCAGAUGGUUAUUCACAAGGACCCACCUGAUAAACCAACUGUGAGCCAGUUCACAAGAUUCCUUGUUGACUCACCAUUGGAGGCAGAGUACCCUGCUAAUGGACCGGAGUGUGGUUAUGGCUCCUUUCACCAGCAGUACUGGCUCGAUGGGAAGAUUAUUGCUGUUGGUGUGAUCGACAUCCUCCCAUACUGUGUGUCUUCUGUGUAUCUGUACUAUGAUCCUGACUACUCAUUUCUGUCUUUGGGUGUCUAUUCAGCAUUAAGAGAAAUUGCUUUUACUAAACAACUGCAUGAGAGAGCAUUGCAACUCAGCUACUACUAUAUGGGCUUCUACAUUCAUUCCUGUCCCAAGAUGAGAUACAAGGGUCAGUAUAGACCUUCUGAUUUGCUGUGUCCUGAGACGUAUGUCUGGGUACCCAUUGAGCAGUGCCUGCCUUCUCUUGACAAUUCCAAAUACUGCCGUUUCAACCAGGACCCACAAGCAGUGGAUGAAGGCCGCAGUAAGGACCUUAACCGACUACGGGUACUGCACAGGCGAUCCACCAUGCCUUAUGCUGUUUAUAAGAACUACCAAGAAGACCCGAGUGAGGAGGAGGGUGUUCUGGAGUAUGCCAACCUUGUGGGGCAGAAGUGCGCCGAGAGGAUGCUGCUGUUCAGAAACUGACAGCCUGCUCCAUAGCCCAGCACCAGCCUGGGUACCUGGUCACUGUCCUGCAUAUCUUGGCUUCUGUAGCCACUCACCAAGUACAUUCUUAGAGCUUUUAAAAAAUAUUUUGUGGAAUUGUAUUUAUGAGAAUCUUGUGGUUAAUAUAAAGAUUUUAAAAUACACUAUGAUCUAGCCCCUUAAUUGGGACUUGUCCUUUUGGAGUUUGCUUCUGGAACAAGGUAUGCUAAAUGUCUCCAGUAAAUAUUCUGGGGAGGAAAGUGAAGAAAUGAGUCUAAAGAAUUUCCUCACAUUACUGUUUUUGUCCUGGAAAAAAUGCUAACAGAAAAGAUGGUUCUCAACCUGUGGGUCGCAACCCCUACAGGGGUUGUAUAUCAGAUAUUUACAUUACGAUUCAUAACAGUAGUAAAAUUCCAGUUGUGAAGUAACAACAAAAUAAUUUUGUGGUUGGGUCACCACAAUAUGAAGAACCAUAUUAAAGGGCAGCAGAAUUAGGAAGGCUGAGAACCAUUGACUUAGACUCAUACAAGAUGUUAGCUUAUGCUGGGAAAUUUAGGUGGGGUCAAAGGUGACAAACGCAUUCCAUCGCCAGGAAACAUGUCUUCCCCACAAACCAAAGCUCUGUUACUCUGUUCAACAUUAAAUUCUGCCAGUUUUUCAGUGUGUCAUUAAUAAACGACCUGAAAAGGCCAUGCAAACUUUGCAAAGAUCAGGUGUUCCCAUUGGGUGUGUGUCCAGGAUGGUCCGGCUAUGUCUGUUGUCUUGGCAUAGUUAUUUGCCUGGCAAAUCUUAAGGACCUGAGUUCAGUUCUCAAGAACUCAUGUAAAAUGCUGGGUCUGGUAGUGAGUGUGCGCUUGAAAUCCCAGCACUAGGGAGUCAGAGGAGCGUCCCUGGAGCACUGGCCAGCAGCCUAACCUACUGAGUAACCUCCAGCACCGAGAGACCCUGUCUGAAAGGAAGUGGACUGUAGUUCUGACACCUAGCCCCAGGCCUCCGUACACGCAUUUUAUAAAGAUGUGUGCUUGUCUUUUGAGCUCCUGAGUUGAAUGUGCACCGCAGCUAGUGUAGGGCAGUCAAGGCAAGUAUCCCAACUUUGCAUUUUGCAAAGUCUGUCUGAGAUACCUGAUUUUUUGUCAGUGGCUUUCAUCUAAAUAAAGACACAUGGAGCUUCCAGAGACUGGUUUUCUUUUCUCCAGGCAGGAGCUAUGCAUGUUCCAGCUCCUUGCUUUAGUCCCUUCUGAGUUCAGGUAGUUUUACACCUCCCUCCAUGACAGCACAGAUGUCAUUUUGGUUCUCGGUGUAUUAUCUUUGUUUAAAUUAUUUUCAGUUCUUAGAAUUUUGUUAUUUUUAUUAUAAAUAAUCUGAGCACUUUUUAUAUUCUAAGAUAGAGGAUAUAUUAUCAGAUAAAUAUAUUCACUCAAUUGAAAUUAUUUAGAUAAGAGAAAUUAUUGUUUAUGUUUUCUUUCAAGGAGUUUAUCCUAUUUUUAUCCAUUUGCAAAUGCCGGUUUUGCGUGGUUUCUUAUCAUAUCAAAAUUAUUAUGUAAAAGAACCUUUCCAGCUUUCUGAACAGCAAAUAGUUUGGUUUAUAAAUAUUGUAUUAUUUCAGUAUGAAUAAAGGUGAGAGAAUAUGAACACUUACCCAGAAUGAUUCUACUGCGGCUGACUUAAAAGAAGGAAAUGAAGUGGGAACUUGAUAUGUUUGAAUUACAAGUUAUUCAAAUGUGUGUUCCUUUCCAAAGGAAACCAGUGGCUAUAAGACAAAGUAACUUUGAUUGCAUUUGAUAGUUUUGCUCUUCUAAAAAAGACCAAAAUGAACAAAAUAAAGCUGUUUUUACCUGCA
This is a messenger RNA of Microtus oregoni (creeping vole), 3832 nucleotides long. It is a transcript of the gene Ate1, whose product is annotated as arginyltransferase 1. Gene Ontology annotation, biological process: protein arginylation. Bases 451 to 1992 code for a protein of 513 amino acids. The record is from RefSeq and is a predicted model, not a curated record. Gene Ontology annotation, molecular function: arginyl-tRNA--protein transferase activity. The transcript has 12 exons. Lineage: Eukaryota; Metazoa; Chordata; Mammalia; Rodentia; Cricetidae. Gene Ontology annotation, cellular component: cytoplasm.